Tetrahymena thermophila SB210 is the source of this 753-nucleotide messenger RNA. RefSeq lists its product as hypothetical. The annotation marks the transcript as partial. Lineage: Eukaryota; Ciliophora; Oligohymenophorea; Hymenostomatida; Tetrahymenidae. The record is from RefSeq and is a predicted model, not a curated record. The transcript has a single exon.
AUGGAAUCACAAAAUUAAUUUACCAAAGAUGUUUGCCUUUCUAACUCUAACUCUAUGUUUAUUUCAUCAUAAUAAGAUAAAAUAUUAUUAGAUUUAGAAGAAUAUUUAAUAGAUGAUAAAUUUAAACAAUUUAGUUCUUAAAACUUACGGUUAUUACCUCAAUCCAGCAUACCUGAUAUUCAGUAGGCACAAUAAAUCCAAGAAAGAGGCAAUUAUUGUGAUAAUGAAAAGUAAAAUAUGAAUUUACCAACCUUAAAAAAGACCUAAAAAAUAUAUAGAAUGGCAGGAAGCAAGCAUUUUUGUAAUAUAAAAAACACUACUGAAAUGGGUUUUAGAGUCUGCUAAGGCUUACUGAUUUCUAAUGAAGGAAUAAUAAGGACUGAUUAUAAUAAUGUUUAAUUAAGCUUUGGAUACCUAUAUAAUGCAUCUAUUGUAAAUUACCUAAAGCUAUGUAAAGUAGUAGAAGUUUAAUAUGAGUCCAUACAACCAAAUUUUGAUGUUUAGUUAUAAAAUGCUUGCAAUUAUUUACUCUAAACACCUUGUUAACAUAUUUAAGAAUCAAUUAAUGUUAUAUAGAAUGUAUAUCAAAAGAAAAUGAAUUACAGGAUCGUUUUAUAAUAGCUUAAAUUGACAUAAGAACUGCUUUCAUUGAUUAAUGAUCAACUAAAUUAAUUUCUUGAGCGCUGUGAUAAUUAUAUCAAGUAAUAUGCUUAGCAAAAUGAAGGAACAGUUUUUUAAUAUUUUAUUAGAAAA